GACGAAUCUCCGUUGCUGCCGAUCCGGCCACCACGGAACGGACAACGAACACGUUUGAAGCGACCGUUUGCAAACCUUUGUUCGUGUAACCAGGCCACGAUUCUGUAUUUUUUUGUGCACAAACUGCAAAAUAAAAAUGUGUGCGGGGCAGCAAGCCAGGCAGGGUUGAUACUGCCAGCAAGCAUAACAUCACACGUACACGACGCGUGCCGCACGCUUACGCUGCAAUUUGUGAUAAUAGACCCGGGGAGCUGUUGCAAUUGCAGAUUGGGCAAACUGAGCAAAGCUAGCGAAGAGCUUAUAACGAGCGGCGGCAGCGGCAUCUCUCCAUCAGGGUUAUCUGGUUUAAUCAGGGCUGUCUGCGCCAAUAUAUCUCCCCAGGAAUCAGCAAGCAUGUCCGUGUGGCUCAACGUGCUCCUGCUUGCCUUCAUAUUCACCCAAGCCGGCGGGCACUCGUCACACGCAGCGUCGCCGGUGAAGGAGCGGCGGAACAUUCUGCAGUUCGGGCGUCUGAUCGAGUGCGUCGUGGGCAUUUACCCUCUGGAGUACAAUGGCUACGGCUGCUAUUGUGGAAUGGGAGGCCACGGACGUCCGGUAGACAAGACAGACUGGUGCUGUCAUGCCCACGACUGCUGUUAUGGGAAGGCGAUCAAAGCCGGCUGCAAUCCCUACAUGAAAUACUACAACUACGAGUGCAACAGCAUGCAGGCCACGUGCAGUCAGCAGAACGACGAGUGCGCCAAGCUGGUCUGCGAAUGCGACCUGCAGGCGGCCCGGUGCUUCCGCUCGGCUCAGUUCGACAACAACUUCGUUGCUUGGCCCAACGAGAACUGCCACGGGGCCACACCGGCUUGCCCCUAAGCCGACUGCGACGCGUUAGCCUCGAGGUGGACUCAAAUGAGACGUUUUACUACACACGGUUUGUAUUGCUCUUCGUAUGGUAUUACUGUUCACUUAAGGGGCCGUACAUGAAUGAAGUCACGCACCU
Molecule: messenger RNA, 988 nt
Organism: Lethenteron reissneri (Far Eastern brook lamprey)
Lineage: Eukaryota; Metazoa; Chordata; Hyperoartia; Petromyzontiformes; Petromyzontidae
Product: neutral phospholipase A2 3-like
Biological process (GO): arachidonate secretion; lipid catabolic process; phospholipid metabolic process
Molecular function (GO): calcium ion binding; phospholipid binding
Source: RefSeq, a predicted model, not a curated record